Molecule: messenger RNA, 492 nt
Organism: Aspergillus piperis CBS 112811
Lineage: Eukaryota; Fungi; Ascomycota; Eurotiomycetes; Eurotiales; Aspergillaceae
Exons: 7
Coding region: 1-492 (163 amino acids)
Source: RefSeq, a predicted model, not a curated record
AUGAUAAUUCAAGAAUUGUGUUCAACCAUUGUGCCGGAAACGGCGAAAAGAGCGUCCGUCCAUUCCUAUGAUAUAAUCGCCCGACCGCAUGAUAACCAAACUGCGGAUUGCGCGCGCCUUUCCGAAUUCGGCCAGAUAGAGUUUUCCGAACCAUGCACUACUUCAACUAGAGAGAUAGUCCGCCUCCUGGAGGUUGUCCGAACUCGAGGCGGAUCAUACCCGAUUGAGGCAAAGAAGGUGUGGGUUUCCAUGUGUACGCGAAGUCAUGCUGCCAAGGAACGGGAUGAUUCCGGAGCACACCGCUUGGGACUAAGGGAAGAAGCGACCGGUGUCUCUGCUGCAGGCGCCUCUGACGACGACGGGGGAGGAAGAUGUAGUGUAGUAAGAGUGAGAGAGAGGGGAGAGUGGGAAAGUGGGAGUGCCAACACGGCAGAACAGAGAGAGGGAGGUAGACUACCCCGUAUCUGUCACUACGACAGCGCGACUAGAUAG